This is a messenger RNA of Rhinolophus ferrumequinum (greater horseshoe bat), 2438 nucleotides long. It is a transcript of the gene SCOC, whose product is annotated as short coiled-coil protein. The transcript is spliced from 5 exons. The record is from RefSeq and is a predicted model, not a curated record. The coding region runs from base 434 to 802 and encodes 122 amino acids. NCBI's taxonomy places the organism in Eukaryota, Metazoa, Chordata, Mammalia, Chiroptera, Rhinolophidae. Gene Ontology annotation, cellular component: trans-Golgi network.
CUCAUCGAUGGUGCAAAAGGCUGAUUUAACUCCUCGAGAAAAAGCCACUGCUCCCCAAGCCCUGGGACUUUUCUGAAUCCUCUUUGCUGCCUGUCAGGAUCACCACCUCUGUACUGAAGAACUGUUUAUCGGUGCUUAAUUGAUUUAAUGGGCACCUGCCUUGCACGGGGUCCUGUUGGGCUUAAUGAAUCCCCAAGUUUGUCAGGUUCUGUGGACGCACAGAGGGAAGGAGGUGUGGUGACGGUACAUGGCCGCUGCUGUCAGGAGCCGCCGUUGUGACGACGACGCAGCACUUAGAGAUGAAACACACAACGUGCAGACACCGUGAGGAGAAGCAGGGGAGCUGUGGAGACCACGGAGCUGGCUCUGUCCUCACGGCUGAUGCUCUUACCCCAAACUACCAGUUUUCUAACAGACCUGAAAAGUGAACAAGAUGGACGGGUCCAGCAAAGAGGAAGAGGAGGACAGCACGUUCACCAACAUUUCUCUUGCAGAUGACACAGAUCAGUCAUCAAGGAUUUUGUAUCCAAGAUCCCAAAGUUUGCUAUCCAAGAUGAUGAAUGCUGAUAUGGAUGCAGUUGAUGCUGAAAAUCAGGUGGAACUGGAGGAAAAAACACGACUUAUUAAUCAAGUGUUGGAGCUCCAACACACACUUGAAGAUCUCUCUGCAAGAGUAGAUGCAGUUAAGGAAGAAAAUCUGAAGCUAAAAUCAGAAAAUCAAGUUCUUGGACAAUAUAUAGAAAACCUCAUGUCAGCUUCUAGUGUUUUUCAAACAACUGACACAAAAAGCAAAAGAAAGUAAGGGGUUGAUAUCCCUUCUGUUUUAUGGAAUUGCUGCUGAUCUUUUUUGUUUAAAACUUGGAUAGAUUCCAGAAGUUAUAGUACUUUUAUUUGUGGCUUCAUUGAAUAUUUAUGAAGAUAAUGUCAGAUCUAGGCAAAAUUAAGAGCAUAACAGAAGACGUCCAUGAGUUUGUGUAUUAUGUUAGCCUAUAAAAAUGUGAAAAUGUAUUGUAGAGACUUUAUAAUUAGAAAUGCAUAUAUUUAUGAAACUUGAUAAUGUUUUAUCAAAUUUGCUUUGAUUUAUAAGUUUAGCACUGUCUUUUAUUAUCGGCAUAGUAGGAGAUACAAGAAAAUAACCACCAUGUUGUGAAAAAGUGACCAAAAUCAUGUACUGAAUCCCCAGUUUUGUGUGUCCUCUUGUCUGCCAUCUUGUGCCUCUUCACCAUUUGCUUCUUUCCCAUUUUCCUGCCCCUGAAGGAGAAAACUGGUUUCACAUGUGUAAUAGCAAUUUCAGUAGUUAAUCAUCUGUGAGAGUAACCUGAACUCUAAUUGUUCAAACUUAACCAAAAGAAGAUACUUUCUCGGUUAGGACUUAUUUGCUAUACAGUUAUGCACCCACAUAGUGACGUCUCAGUCAACGCCAGAUUGCAGAUACGACGGGUGGUAGCUGGUAUGGCCUCGGUGUGCAGUAAACUGUACCACUAGGUUUGGGAAGUGCACUCUGUGAUGUUAGCAGAACAGAUGCCCCAUGACCUUUCUCAGAAUGUAUUCCUGCCGUUACGUGGUGCCUAACUGUAUUUAGUAAUAAGAUAGGAUUGUUGGUUUCUCUUGAAUCAAUUGAAAACAGAGGCUAUAAAAAUAAAGACUCUUUCCUUGAAACUGAAUCGUCAAAUUGGAAAAAUUUGUUGAAAACUUUCUUUUACGUAAAAUAACUUGGUAUCUGAAAAGACCUCUGGUUUUGUGGAUGUUUGACAGAGAACAUUUUGAGGAAAAGUAGAAUUAGGAUGUAAGAAGUACUUGGUAAACACUAGUAACCAACUGGGGACGUUUUGACUCCAGAUCUGUGUCAUCUCUGGCACAGAAUUGAUCUUUGGAAAACAUAUGAAAGUGGAUUAAGUUUAACCUCACAUAAACCAUAUCUAGAAGAGAAAAGUUACAAAGACUUUGGUCUUAAAGUAUAUUUAUAGUACCCAGAAGAUCAAUUUUUGCAAAAUCCCUUGUGUAUUAGUAUCAGAAUCAUGAAUAAAAUGGGAGAGUUUUACAUGUAUACUAAUUGAUAAUAUUCUCAGUAUUUUAUCUUACUUCUCCCAGAAUUUUCUAUUAACCUACUUGAUUUGCAGAGUUUUAGUCAUUCUUCAAGCUUUUAAAAAUUUAGUUUGUAGAUUCCAUUUGCUAAGGAAAUUGUCAAAAGUGAUGUUAAAAUGUUAAAUAGAAAAAGAGUCACUAUAUAGCUUACAGUUACUAGAUUAGGCCUCCUUUUAAUCAUGGAAUAAUCUGAUGUUUGUAUUGGUGUACGAUUCAAUGAAUGACUUUAACUGUAUGAGUAUAUAAUAGUCAUACUGCAAAACAUUUUGCAUCCUUUUUGUGACCUAAUUUACAAACAUUUAAAAUUGUGUUGCAGUUUUGCUUUGCUGUUUAAUAAAAAGCUGUUUCAGAGA